Molecule: messenger RNA, 1477 nt
Organism: Perca flavescens (yellow perch)
Lineage: Eukaryota; Metazoa; Chordata; Actinopteri; Perciformes; Percidae
Product: transcription factor SOX-30
Exons: 4
Coding region: 208-1398 (396 amino acids)
Source: RefSeq, a predicted model, not a curated record
UUAUCUGUCAUAAAUCCCAUUUUGCUAAACAGCUAACCGCUAAAUAGGAACGCUCAGACCUUGUGGAACCCGGUUUAAUUUCAAGUCUUUUUACUGUCCAAAAAUGUUCUCUGUUGUCUGGGCAACGGACUAUUUUUAUAUCACAACCAAGAUGAAAGAUUGAAACCCAGACCUAGCUAACCCCAAAUUACAGCGACGGUUGUGACAAUGGACAUAUACCUUAAACAAAGAAAACGAGAACCGCGUCUGCCAUCCAGAAACACUGGCCGGGACCCAGCGGCGACGCCCGCUUUUCAGUUCUUUCAAACCGGAGAUGCUGGUCAGAUUCCAACGCUGGUCGGGACUGGAUAUAGGCCUAGGUCCAACAUUUGUGAAAACUACGUGGCCUUAGUUGGAGCAAGUUGUGAAUUUGAUGACGGAAAGCUUCCACCCAUAUCAACUCUUUUUAACAAACUACUUUAUAAAGGUGUGUCAGCGGAGGUGAGUGGCAGCGGGGUCAGGUCAGAAACUGUCACUUCAGGUUCAUGUCCAGAAGCAGGUUCUCAGGUCAGUGCAGUGAAGCUGCUUCCAUCUGGAGACCAGAUAUUCCCGCUCCAGGUCACCGAGAAGCUGGAUAAGAGACAGGCCAGUACAGCUGGAGAAAACUGGCUGAACCCAGAUCCAGUCCACCUCACGACCUCACUCGGAGGUGAUAGUCCGGUCACCACUUACACCAUCCUGCCAACGGAGGAAGAUCUGAAGCAGUUGCAGUCUGGCCAAGACAAGAAUGGACACAUUAAACGGCCACCAAAUGCCUUUAUCGUGUGGUCUCAUAUCCACCGAAAUGCCCUGCGCAAAACCCAUCCUGGAGCCAACAUGACAGACAUCAGUACUGUGCUGGGCUGUGAGUGGUCCAAGCUCAGUGAGGAACAGAAGUGGCCCUACUAUGAAAUGGCUCACAAACUGAAAUACAUGCAUAGGCAGCAAUUCCCUGAUUAUGAGUUUCGCCCCCAGAAGAAGAAAGACAUAGAGUGUUUGUCCUCAGGGCAGGGAGCAGGACAGGACCCUGGCGUUUCCUUCUCACAGGCCGUGCCUCCAGCUCAAUCCCAGUUGCAGGGCCCCAGCGUGUACCCAUAUCCUGCCAUGAUGGCCUACAGAGUGAGCUACUACCCAGCUUCUUGCCCAUAUCAUCAAAUGGGCCCCUACUCCAGGGUCCAGUCCAACUGUCCAAGGGUUUUUUACAGAUACCCAAAUGCCUACAGCUCAACAAAGGAAGUGAGGAAUUACCACAACACUCUGCAUCAAACCGCAUCAGAAAGCAUUGAGCAGCCUGACAUUGUCACCAGUCAGCAGCUUUCAGUCAACAACAAAGUAGGGUGCAAAUAUGAGGAUGAUGUUGAUGUUUUUGGACUGCUCUAGGAGACGUUAAGCACACACAGGGCAAUACUUUCAGCGAUAUUAGCAGAAUCUAUAUUUUAAUUCAUGGCCAAAUAAAAUG